Molecule: messenger RNA, 252 nt
Organism: Lactuca virosa
Lineage: Eukaryota; Viridiplantae; Streptophyta; Magnoliopsida; Asterales; Asteraceae
Source: the annotation of a GenBank genome assembly
AUGAUUUGUUUACAUCAAAAUGAUAAUGCAUGUGUUAUCAUCCUCCUACGUAUGGCAAAACUCAAAACUUGGGGUGGUCAACCUCAAGUGGGUAAGUGUUUGUUUGGGUCGAGAUUGCAUAUUAAUGAUGACAUGUCUCACAUUUCAGAAUUCAGAAAAGUUAUUGUUGAUAUGGAUUUGAAUGUUGAGUCUUCCAUUAGUACUACACAGUUUAAUACCGAUAUUGUUGUGGCCAAGGCAGAGGAUUACUAA